Molecule: messenger RNA, 4113 nt
Organism: Electrophorus electricus (electric eel)
Lineage: Eukaryota; Metazoa; Chordata; Actinopteri; Gymnotiformes; Gymnotidae
Gene: bmper
Product: BMP binding endothelial regulator
Cellular component (GO): extracellular region
Molecular function (GO): protein binding
Source: RefSeq, a predicted model, not a curated record
GAGACGAAAAAAUAGCCCUGUUUUUCUUUCCGGCUGGUGUGCCUGCGCGCUAAAAGAACUCCGGGGACUUCGAGUCCAGACGCACCAAUUGCUUGUUUUGCAGCCGGGUCUCGUUAGUGGUAAGACGAGAAGCGAUAGCGAGUAGGUGGGUGCGUCGCCGAAGGCGCUCGUGUGUGUACUGUUCCAUUGCCACGCGACGGACGGCAGGAGGACGUGGGCCAGCGUGCAGGCUACGCAGCGUUUUGGAGACUAUUAAACCCCGGCGACGAUUUAAAUAUGGAGGGGCCGAUCUCCCCGAGCUCGGAGGAGGGUCCUGCAUCGCGGGAAUGUUUAACUGGGGGCGCAGGUCUCCACCGCCGUGGCGUCGCGUCGAGUCCUAGUGCGAAAGCCAGGAGCGCUCGAGGCUAGUUGAGUGCCACUCGCGCGGAUCAGAUUGAGUGUCGCGAGGUUCAAGCGAGGCGCGUUCGCUCUCCACUCCGCCCGUGCGUCGCGCAGCGUCUCCAUUUGGAUGCGCCAGCACACGAGAAAUGAACUUUGGUUAACUUUAAACGAUACGGCGCUCCACUUUUUCAGCGUUAUUCACAAACUUGGAUGCAACUUCGGACUUUCUCUCUCGCUAUCAGGCGAAAUUCAACCGUGAUCUGAAUAAUUUGGACAUGCGCGCAGGUUUAUUUCUCUGACACGCAGCUCUAACGUCCCGCACCUAUGCGCCAGCCUGGGUCCAUUUGGAGACGCCACCAGGUCGGGAUGCGCAGCCAGGGCUGUCUCCCGUAUAUCCGCUGGCCUUUGUCAGUCUAACGCUCAGGUGUCCGGCCAUUUGUGACACGCUUGGCCAAAGCCGCGUGAGGACCGAAGGAUGAGCCAAACGUCGGAACGCAGAGGAGAAACAUCUCGUUUCAAGCUUCCUCCCUGCGCUGGCUUGAUUCUGACGGGAUUUUAAUGUUUUUAUAGUUCUGGAUACAUUUUUGUUUGUCGUCCCCCCCUCCCCCCCCCGCGCAUUUUUACCGCUGGAACUUUAUUAUUCUUGUACUUAUGAUGCACGUUACGACUAUGAAUCUUUCUCCUACAGCCAGUCGGAGAGUUUUGUUCUGGUUUUUAUUAUUACAGACGCCACAAUUAAUCGUACCCCUAAUUACAGGUACGGAGGCGAGCUGCGAGCACGAGGGAGAGGUGUUACACAUCCCCAACAUCACAGACAACCCCUGCAUCACCUGCGUCUGCCGGGACAAGAAAGCAGACUGUAAACAGGAGAAGUGCCCCCUAGUGGCAGAAGAUUGCACUCUGGUUGUUAAGCAGACGGGCGCAUGCUGUGAAAGAUGCAAAGGUUGUCAGUUGAGAGGACAGGCCUACAAUAGCUCAUCUUCCUGGACCACGCCCACCAAGCCAUGUAUCACACGGCGAUGCCAGGAAGGUGUCAUCACCGAGUCAGAGAUGCAGUGCGUGGUUACGUGCAAGAAUCCCAAGAUCCAUCCCAAGAAAUGCUGCCCGUCCUGCCCAGGGUGCAUCUUUGAGGGGCGUCUCUACAAGGACAGGGAGGAGUUCCACCCCGAGGGGAAGCCGUGUGUCAGCUGCAUCUGCACCGGAGGCCGGACCAUGUGUCGCAGGGAGGUGUGUCCGGUUCUGUCCUGCCCGUCUCACCUGAGCCAUACCCCACCUGGCCAGUGCUGCCCCAGGUGUCAGGGCCAGAGGAAAGUGUUUGACCUGUCUCUGGGCAGCUGCUUGUUCCACAGCGAAGUCUAUGAGAACGGCACGUCCUUCCAUUUCGACAACUGCACCACGUGCACGUGCCUGGACUCUACGGUGAUGUGCACGAGGCGCUGCUCCCCAGCGGGAGGCUGCCAGAGCGCCCCCUGCUGCCCGGAGUGCCUCUCCUACCUGAAGACAGAGGACGUGAAAUACUGCAGGGUCAAGAACAAGAUCUACAGGGACAGCGAUCGCUGGUCGUCGGUAAACUGCUCCCUGUGUACCUGUGUGAAGGGGAGCAUUAGGUGUCAGCCCAAGCAGUGUGUGCCAGUCACCAGCUGCCCCCCAAAUAAGAUUCUGAACCGGACCGGCUGCUGUCCUGUCUGCACUGAGAAGCCAGGCGUGUGCACAGUGUUCGGUGACCCGCACUACAACACGUUCGACGGGCGCACGUUCAACUUCCAGGGCACGUGCGAAUACGUGCUGACCAAGGACUGCUCGGCGGAGGAUGGCUUCGCCGUGCUGGUGAAGAACGACGCCAGGAACACGCGCUCCUUCUCCUGGACCAAGUGGGUGGAGCUGCGCGCGGGGGGCGUGGCCAUCAGCCUGCACCAGCACCUGAGCGUGCGGCACAACGGCACGCGCGUCGCACUGCCCUUCCACAGCACCGGCAUUCACGUCGACCUGGACGGCUACCUACUCAAACUCACCACCAUCGCAGGCCUGGAGAUCACGUGGGACGGCGACAGCCUGGUGGAGGUGGUGGCCGCGCCGCACCUGCGGGGCCGGCUGUGCGGCCUGUGCGGCAACUACAACGGGCACAAGCGUGACGACAUGGUGAGCGCCGAUGGGCAGCUCAAGUUUGACGUGGACGAGUUCGCCGAGUCGUGGCGCGUGGAGGGUGGCGAGGCGUGCCAGCGGCCCGCGCGCCCGCCCACGCCUCACCUCUGCCCCGGCAUGGCCAAGGCCAAGCUCCGGGCUCAUCGUGCCUGUCAUCGCCUCAAGUCCUGGGAGUUCCAGAAAUGCCACGCCGUGGUGGACUUUGCCUCCUUCUACAGGUCGUGUGUGACGGAUAUGUGCGAGUGUCCCGUGCACAAGAACUGCUACUGUGAGUCCUUCAUCGCAUACAGCCGCGCGUGUGAGAGGGAGAGUGUGCGUGUGCUCUGGAGCCCGGACCAGGCCUGCAUGACCACCCAGUGUAAGCACGGCGCCGUCUACGACACGUGCGGCCCGGGAUGCAGCAAAACCUGUGACAACUGGAACGAGAUCGGCCCGUGCCCCAGGCCCUGCGUGGCUGGCUGCCACUGUCCGGCCAACCUGGUCCUCCUGCAGGGUCACUGCAUCAAGCCCACGUCCUGCCCCGGGCGGUGACCCCGGUGACCCUGCCGAGGGCGGAGGGGCCAAAGACUGGUUCUUGAGCUCUUGGACCCCCCCCCCCCCCCCGACACCCACUGGACCACGGGGGGGGGUCAUGGUGGCCCCACUAGAAGUGCCCAUCAUGCAUCUGAUAAGGGUGGUUGCAUAGGGGUAAGUUUUUGCUACGGUGCCUCUCCCCGUGGAGAAACAGAGGACUCGACACCCACGGCGGAAAGACUCCAGCCACGGGUCACGUCAUGUCUGCUCUUGUACACAUGAGACUCGCACGUGCAGUGGGUGGAGGGAGCUUGAUGGGACACGUCCUGUUACCUGGCCUCCAGACAAUGCAAAACCUCAGACUCCAGCGACAGCUUCGAACACACAUGCACCUGUAACAAGGGCUGAACCUAUAGGCAACAUUAAACCAACCUGGCAUAGAUAAUACAUUUUUUAAAAGUAUCAUAAUAAGAACCUAAUUUUAUUAACCUUGACUUAAAGGGAACUAUUUAUGAAUUUGCUGUUUAUGUAGAUUUUGUUUAAUGUUUUGUUUAAGCUGUGACUUUAAAAACCAUUAAAAGCUCACAGGGGAACGUUCUGGAGUGACCCAGGCUUUGAGGCCAUUACAUGUGCAUGCGCACACGCCCGUGUUUGCGUGUAUGUAUGCGUGUGCAUGCAUACAUACAUACAUACAUUUCCCGGACUAGUAAGCAAUUAUUUAUGAUCAGUAUAAGACCCCAUACCCUCCAGUAGAAGUCACGUGUGCGUAUUUGCCGUUCGUCUUAUUUCUGCUUGGUUUUGCGGUACAAGGCCAUUUACAGGGCAGAAGGCUAAUGUUUUGCCCCCAUGGUGGCAAAAUAUUCCGUGAUAAAACGAACUCCUCCGUUUUCAUUCAUUUAAAAUGCGGUGCGAAUGAAUUUGGCUGCACACAGGGACACGGUUUAAAGGAGAAAAUACUUAAAGGUGCGGUGUGUAGAUCUGUAUCAUUCCACUGAGGCUUUUAAUAAUACAAGCAAAAUAUUGUGAUAUUUGUUACGUAGCUGCUGAUUUUUACACACAGCACCUUUAAGAUAAUUU